Triticum dicoccoides is the source of this 548-nucleotide messenger RNA. RefSeq lists its product as uncharacterized. The record is from RefSeq and is a predicted model, not a curated record. Lineage: Eukaryota; Viridiplantae; Streptophyta; Magnoliopsida; Poales; Poaceae. The coding region runs from base 20 to 484 and encodes 154 amino acids. The transcript is spliced from 3 exons. Gene Ontology annotation, molecular function: zinc ion binding.
CUCUGGCACCGGAUGCGACAUGGAUGGCGAGUGGAUAGUCACAUCAGAGCUUAGUUUUGGCUCCAAAAAAGCGAUGAAGGGGGCAUGCGGAAUUAGGGUUUCCAAUGAAGGAUUUGGUGCGGCUGAAUGUGGGUGCAAAUUGACGCAAGUUAUUAGGGUUUGCAAUGAAGGAUUUGAUGCAGGCCGACGAUUUCUGAGUUGUCCAUACGAGGGGUUAAACUCCUGUGGGUAUUUGAGGUGGAUGGAUGAUGCAUGGCAGGGCAGAUCAAGGGUGGUAAUUGGAAAGCUUGCAAAUGACAACCAGAAGCUACAAAAUGCUUUGCUUGACAAGGAACACGACAUUCAGAGGAUGAAGAAAGAGAGGAAUAAAUUAGAUGAGCAGAGGAAAAGUAGGGAAAAAUUAGAUUUGUUUCUAGUACUUGUUGUUCUUGCAAGUGUAGUGAUUUAUGCUCUAGUUGCAUUGGUUAGUAGGGGAUUUGUGUGAGGAUUUCAAGUAUGUGUGACUGUAUGAUGAACAAGUUUGUCAAGUUUGAAAAUUUUCAUGCCCA